GACACGCUCAGGAAACCCAAACCUAAGGGAGAAAGGCACAUUGGAUGCUGUUGUCUGUGAGCUGACCGGAUGAGAAAUAGCGUUUUUUUCUUCUAUGGUGGUUCUGCAUGAUCACCAUGAGAGAAACUAUGGAGGAUGGGAUCAGCGAAGUAUUAUCCAGCGUUGUGGAGGAUGUUAGUGAGGCCGUCAACAGAAACAUUAGUGGCUCUCAGCUUCUGCAUGAACUACUGAGCGCUCCAUGGCUGCGCGCCUUGCUAAAGAUUUACGAGUGCCUGAUGCAGUUCCAGAGAUUGUCGCCAAGCCCCCUUCUACCUUGUGCCUCCGGACUCUUAUUUGAGAUCCUGGCCAUCUUACAAAGAGCGCACCGUCCUUCGGCUGAAGCUCGUGAGCUCUACAACCUCCUCAGCUCACCACAUGUCCAGGCCCUGUUAUCGUCUCACGACAGCGUGGCGCAGUCUGACUAUUUACCCGUCCUUUCUCCGCUGCCCGAUGAGUUACCAGAGGACGAGGAGGCCAUGAGGAUCGUUUGUCUUGUAAAGAAUAACCAGCCCCUGGGGGCGACUAUAAGGAGGGAGGAGGUGACGGGAGACAUCUACAUUGCCCGAGUGAUUCAUGGAGGACUGGCAGACCGCAGUGGACUCCUUCAUCCUGGUGACCUUAUAGUGGAGGUGAAUGGAAACUCAGUGGUGGGACUGGAACCAGAAAAGGUCAUCCAGAUACUGAACGGUUCGAUUGGAACUAUUUUGUUCAAAGUUAUCCCGAGGUCAGCGCAGGUCACCAGCAGCCAGAAGCCGGUGUACAUGAGGGCGAUGGUGGACUACUGCCCCCUGCAGGACUCCUCCAUCCCCUGUCCGGUUGCAGGAAUGGCUUUCAGCAGAGGCGACCUGCUGGAGGUGGUCGACCAAUCAGACGCUCUGUGGUGGCAGGCCAGGAAGCUGCCCUGCGGCGCUUCCUUCGCUGGGCUAAUUCCCUCUGCUAACAUGCUGAGGAGUAAACACAAGGAGCAGUGGUGGUGUCAUCCAUCCCAGGUUCACACGUGCAUCAGGCCCUACAGCCUGGCUGAUAACGACGAGGAUCUGACGCACGCUGAUGGCAAAAGGAUCCUGACAGAUAUGGAAAAAAACAAAGACAUAAACUUUGAUGAGGAGGACCCAGAUGUCACUGAAGGAAUUUACCUGGCUGGCUUCCGCCGGAGCUUCCGCCUCUGGAGGAGGACGUCCUAUAAGAGGAGGCGGCAGUCCUGCACCUCCUGCUCGCCCAGCAGCAGCGCUCUGUCCUCCCCAUAUGAGGAGGUGGCGUUGUACCAGCGCCUCCCGCAGGAGAACCACCGCCUCAUCAUCCUCAUAGGAGCUUCAGGAGUCGGAGUCAAUGAGUUGAGGAAGAGACUCAUCAAACUGAACCCGUCGACCUUCCAGGGACCCGUACCGCACACAACCCGUCCAAUGAAAGAAGAGGAGCAGGCAGGUAGAGAGUACCACUUUGUCACCAAAGAGCUGUUUGAGUAUAUGGUCUGCAACCACAGAUUUGUAGAAUAUGGGGAGAGUAAGAGCCACCUGUAUGGAACCAGCAUUGAUGCUAUUGAUGAGGUGAUAAAACGAGGACGGAUGUGCAUCAUCGACGUUGAACCACCUGGCAUCCAUCUGUUGCGAUUAAGGAACCUGAAGCCGUACGUGAUUUUCAUCAAAGCGCCGAGCCCAGAAACACUGAGACAGACCCGGAAAAACGCCAGGAUCAUCACCAGCUACGCUGUCAACAGGGCAUUCACAGAGGAAGACUUUCUGGAGCUGGAGGACACGUCUCAGCUUAUCGAGGCCAAAUACAAACAGUGUUUUGACAACGUGGUGGUGAAUGACGACCUGCAGGACGCCUGCAUGCAGCUCUGCUCCAUCAUCCAGCAGGCGCAGAACGAGCCUCAGUGGAUCCCAGUCAGCUGGCUGCAUGGAGAGGAGUAGACCAGGAGAGGACGGGGAGCCGACGAAUUAAAUACGGCCAAACGGUGACGGCGUUGUGGACGGAUAGGAAUAAUGUCACUAAAGCUUGCACACAAGU
This is a messenger RNA of Gambusia affinis (western mosquitofish), 2049 nucleotides long. Its product is annotated as MAGUK p55 subfamily member 4-like. NCBI's taxonomy places the organism in Eukaryota, Metazoa, Chordata, Actinopteri, Cyprinodontiformes, Poeciliidae. The coding region runs from base 108 to 1952 and encodes 614 amino acids. Gene Ontology annotation, molecular function: protein binding. The record is from RefSeq and is a predicted model, not a curated record. The transcript is spliced from 21 exons. Gene Ontology annotation, cellular component: adherens junction; plasma membrane.